ACAUCUAAAGAGCCUCACGUUGUGAUCAUAAUAAAGACUCAUUUUAAUUAGAAAUUAGUCAAUUAGCAUAACUUGUACUGGUAAAAAAGUAUCAUUUCUUUUCAAAUCACUCGCUAUUGUAACUUUUUGUACUUUAAAAUGAUUUUGUUUAUGAAUUUGUUUACUUUUAUAUUUCUCUCAAAUUUUAACAUACCCCGGAUAUCAACCGAUUCUAUUUAUGAUCUCCCCUGGACAGUUGACAAAGGUAAUUGGAUAAUAAAAGCAAAGUUAAUCUCGUCAAAUGGUGGAGUUUACGAUAUUCGAGAGUACGUUCAUUCAAGUGAAGUUGUUCGUGGUAAAAUAACUAUAUCAUCAGGAGAUGAUAAGGUGGAUAUUUUUUAUUCCAGUGAAUUGGAGCACGAUAGAUUAGUUAUUCAAAAUCAAAAAUGUAGUAAAUUUACUUCCAAAAACAAAUGGGAUAAUCAUUUAUUCAACAUCGAUUCGACAAAUCCUCUUCUUAAUCAUCUACUGAUGACGGGACCUUCGAUUGUGUUCAGAAUCAAUGGAAAGAACUUUAUCUGGAGACAAGAUGAAGAUACAAAUAUUAACGGAUUUCCGGUCCAUUCUGCAAACUAAACAUUCAAUAGAAAUCUUGAUAUUAUUUACUAUUACAAAACUCAUUUAGAUUCUCCUGGAAUAUUAAAAGCCAAUCGAUUACAAUUCGAUGGUCUGGAUUCAUCUUUCGAACUUAUAACUUCCAGUGAAAUUGUUAACUUAGAUAUUUAUUCAAUUACUAAAACACAGGAAGAGCUUGAUAAAGUUGUAACGGUUACACCAGGAAUCGGUUGUCCCUUGAACCUCAUAACAUCAAAAUCUUAUGACUGGUUUCAGAUACCAGAAAUGGUGGGAUCGAGCUAUCAUUUUAUAGCAAAAACUACUGUUGAUGGACCCAAAAAGUCAAUGACAUUGAGUCAGAUGUUUGUCAACAGUCAAGAUCUUACUACAAGUUUGAAAACAAUUGAACAAGGGAUUGUGACCGAAUCUCUUUACGAUUAUAACUUGGGAACUAUUUAUUCCCUAACAAAAGAGGGUCGUUGUUUGAUCUCCGGCAUUGGUCCAAAUAGUCCAGGAAUAAGUAAGUUUGGGUCUUUCACUCCAUAUGGUUUUCUUAAUUAUCGAGACCUAAAUGGAUACUCGUAUCUUGGUAAAACUUUUAUCAGAUCAGGGUAUGAAGCUCAUGUUUGGGAGAGAGUUGAUUACUACUACGAAUUCGAAGGCAAAAAAUAUGAUAAAUUUGUUACUAGUCAUUAUUUUGUGAAAUCAUCUGGAGCCAAGUUAUUCAAAGAUUUUAUUCUUGUAAGAGAUACAGCAAGUAAUUACAAAGAUGUGAGCACCGAUUCUUAUAAAUUGAUUGAAACCACCACAAAAGACUACUAUCGGUUAGAGAAUAUGGAGUCAGGUCAAGAUUAUGAAGCUGAAUUAUCUCUGCGCUUCAGUGAUUGUUACCAGGAUUCUAAUGAGAGAAAGACUUUGGCGAUUUAUUUUCGCUGUGAAAAUGACGGAGAUGUGGACUGCGUAAAGUAUGCGGAAAACCGCUAUGAUUUAUUCAAAUUGAGUAUAAAAAAUAGAUUGACUCAGAAUCAUAUUUCUCCUGCAAGAAUAUCUAAUAUUAAUCUCGUUUUUGAAGAUCGAAAUAUCAAAGCAUUAGUGACCUUUUUGAAAAUUCCCAAUAUUGAAGAUAGUUUACAAAAAGAAACAAUAAAAUUAUCUCAGAGCACAGUUUCAAGCUUGUAUCAAGUUCCUGCAGAUUCAGUUGACGAUUGUCUUUACAAACAAGCUAGACUCGAUUAUGACCCAGAAGCAAUAGUAUUUUGUUAUCAAGACACAAGGUCAAGUAUUUGCGGUCGAAUUAAAUCUAAGGAAACGAUUGUCAAGGAUGAAAAUGGUACAAUUUGUGAUGUAUUUUAUCCAACGCCAAGUUAUUCUCAAUUCGAAAAGCAAGUUAUUCUUGAUAAGCUGGAAGAUUUUAUUCGUCAUAUCAAAUUUCAAAUUUAUCUAUCCGGUGAAGCUUACAUAUUUUACAGUUCCACAAAAGUUGUCGACAUAACUAAUGGGUUGCAACAAAAUAGAAACUCUUUCGUAUUGGUUGCAUCGGAAAAGAAAUUGAUAGAUACUGAUGUUGAUGUCAUAUUGGCUAAAGAUAUUUCGAAUCUUGGUGAUUGUUAUCGUACUUGUGCUCAUGAUGAUGUCAAUCUUUGUGAGACUUUCGUUUAUUGUCAAUAUAAAGAUAAAUCUUCUUGUUAUACAUCAAAUAUGAUCUAUGCUAAUUUAUCCAAACGAACGACAGAAGAUGAAUCUUGUAAAAUCUACUCAAAGAACCGACUAUUAGAUUACAUUAAGAUAUCUUCAAGAGAGUUUAAACAAUCAACUAGCAUCGAUGUUCCGCUCGAUGAUUGUGCUUCAAUGUGCAGUUCAUCUGAUGAGUGUUUCUCAUUCCAACAAUGUGGUGGUUCUUGUACUUUGAGUGGCUUUUAUACUGAUUCGAUAUCACAGGAAAGUUCUGAUUGUAAUGUUUAUAUUCCGAAAGUCUCUCAACAAUUUAUAUCAACUGGACGGAAAAUUGUUGCUGAAGUUUUUCACACUGAAGUUAACCUAAAUUUGGAUCAAUGUGCUGCUCUUUGUCACAGUUGGACAAAUACUGGUGAAUCUUGUGUAUCAUUUAACUAUUGUCCUAAAAAUGGUGAAAUAAGCUCAUGUAGCUUAUCAAAAUAUUCGACCAACGAUAAAUCAGUUACUUUGAUUAAUUCAGGUGAUUGUAAAAAUUAUCAGUACAAAAAUCUAAAAGACAAAAAUCAUGUGUAUCAAAAAGCUAUGACUGGAAAGAUAAACGGAGGAGCUGCAUUCGUCUUGAUCAUUUUUUUCAUUAGUAUUGGACUUUUGUUUGGAUUCAUUUUCCCGGUGCUCAUCUAUGAAAAAUUAAAGGGAACGAUCACGCGACAGUUGAAUUCAGAGUCUGCUACAGAGCAAGAAGUUAAUAUAUUCAGAUGGACAAACAGAAAUUGAUCAAACUGUAUUGAAAAAUAAUCAUUCUUAUAUUGUAUUAAUUUUUUCUAGAUUCCAGUUUACUUUAAACUGCUAAAAAAUAAUUAAACAGUAAAAGAACAAGUAUUGGACAAUAUUUUAUGAAAAAAUGAAAAAGCUGAUUAUAAAAUUUUAUAUCGAAGAAAAUGAUUAUCAAUUCGAUAUUCUUUUCGAAUGCGUUUGAAAAGUGUUCCGAAGCAACAUUC
Messenger RNA from Panonychus citri (citrus red mite), 3266 nucleotides. RefSeq lists its product as uncharacterized. The record is from RefSeq and is a predicted model, not a curated record. NCBI's taxonomy places the organism in Eukaryota, Metazoa, Arthropoda, Arachnida, Trombidiformes, Tetranychidae. The transcript is spliced from 14 exons. Bases 880 to 3042 code for a protein of 720 amino acids.